Brienomyrus brachyistius is the source of this 13381-nucleotide messenger RNA. It is a transcript of the gene kcnc1a, whose product is annotated as potassium voltage-gated channel, Shaw-related subfamily, member 1a. The record is from RefSeq and is a predicted model, not a curated record. Gene Ontology annotation, molecular function: delayed rectifier potassium channel activity; protein binding. The transcript is spliced from 4 exons. Gene Ontology annotation, biological process: protein homooligomerization; potassium ion transmembrane transport. The coding region runs from base 1104 to 2942 and encodes 612 amino acids. NCBI's taxonomy places the organism in Eukaryota, Metazoa, Chordata, Actinopteri, Osteoglossiformes, Mormyridae. Gene Ontology annotation, cellular component: axon; voltage-gated potassium channel complex; neuronal cell body membrane.
UAGCGGGUCCUGCCGUGGCGCCUCUCAGCAACGGGGAGAAUCAAAGAGAAGGAGGGAGCUCUUAAAGCAAGCUGAAAUCCCCCAAAUCACUAACACUCUGCAUGAUAUACCCCAUGGCAGCACUCCGGCUCGCUUCUUGGCCAUUUUGCAGGAUGGUGGGAUUUUGAAAAAAAAAAAAAAACACGCUUCUGUGAAGUGAACGCAGCGAAUUCAUGUAUUAAGAAUGACAGCAAAACACCUGAUGCCGGAUUGUCUCUUGAAGCGUAUUUUGUAGACGAAACCCUGUGAAGAAUUCGUCGACAUAAAACGAGGUCCGGUAUUAACAAAAAAAAUUGCUAGAUUUAUAGCUUACGGUAUGAAAAAAUAACCGAACACAAAGUAAUAAAACAGCGCGCUGCAAAAAAAAUUUAAAAAACUGCAUAUAGUCCCCACUGCAGAAACUAAAAAAAGAAGGGGCAAAGGACAUGUAAUCUUUAAAAAAUAAAGAGAAGGGAAGGCGAAAGCGAGAGGAGAGACUGGAUGAAGGAGCGCAGAUGCGCCCACGAGCGUCACCUUGCAUUGAAUGUCAGCGGUAUAGAAACGGAUAUUAUACUAAACCGUAACUAAAAGCGACGUUAUUGGAUUUAUGUGACAGGAUAGUAUAUGUUUCGUGUUUUCCCUGUUGCGACCAAUGGAUACUUUAUACAUUUUAUUUUUUAUGUGUUUUCCUUGGAUAUAAAAUUUUCCCGAUUGUUUUAAUUUCCCACGUCCUGUCGUGGCUACAGGCUGGUGAUAAUUUAAAGCGGCUAUUCAUUCACUUAUUUUGUCGGUCCGUGAUAUUUUUCUGUUGGUUUUAAAAACGUAUUAUUAUUAUUAUUAUUAUUAUUAUUGCUGCUGUUGUUAUUGUUGUUGUGUAAUUGCUGUCGGCGGUGUUGUCUUUUGGGGAGACGCAUUUGUUUCCCCAUCAUCACCUUUCAGUUUUAUAGCCGUCGCUCAUCUCUCCCAUCCCUUUCCUUACCCCUCCCCAUUCCCAAGCAUGUGUCGUUCAGGCGCUUCAGCGUUGCCUCUUGUCGGGUUAGCGUUGUAAUGCCGGGAACAUAUCCGAGACAUGCCUAAAGGGCGCGAUGGGCCAGGGCGACGAGAACGAUCGCAUUGUGAUAAACGUGGGAGGCAUCCGACACCAGACGUACCGCAGCACCCUGCGCACUCUGCCGGGCACCCGGCUCGCCUGGCUCGCCGAACCCGAUGCCCACAGCCACUUCGACUACGAUCCCAAGGUGGACGAGUUCUUCUUCGAUAGGCAUCCUGGUGUUUUUGCGCACAUCCUUAACUACUACCGGACCGGCAAGCUGCACUGUCCGGCUGAUGUGUGCGGGCCCCUAUACGAGGAAGAGUUGGCGUUUUGGGGCAUCGACGAGACUGACGUGGAGCCAUGCUGCUGGAUGACUUAUCGGCAACACCGAGACGCCGAGGAGGCGCUGGACAGCUUCGGUGGAGGAGCCCCCGACAUGGGCAAUGAAGAGGCGGAUGGGGACGGCAUGGCCGAUUCGGCUGACGGCGACGAAGAGCUGGAGAUGACCAGGAGACUGGCGCUUGGGGACUCUCCCGAUGCCAAGUCUGGACUGUGGCGGCGAUGGCAACCCAGGGUUUGGGCACUCUUUGAGGAUCCGUAUUCUUCUAAAUAUGCAAGGUGGGUGGCGUUUGCGUCGCUGUUCUUCAUCCUGGUGUCCAUCACCACGUUCUGCCUGGAGACGCACGAGGCCUUCAACCCCAUCACCAAUCGCACGGAAUGGGUGAAGGUGGACAACAUCACGACGGAGCACGUGUAUCAGGAGACCGAGACUGUGGUCUACCUCACCUACAUCGAGGGCGUGUGCGUAGUGUGGUUCACGUUUGAGUUCCUCAUCCGCGUCACCUUCUGUCCGGACAAGCUGGAGUUUGUCCGGAACACCCUCAAUAUUAUCGACUUUGUGGCGAUUCUGCCUUUCUACCUAGAGGUGGGGCUGAGUGGUCUGUCUUCCAAAGCGGCCAAGGAUGUAUUGGGCUUCCUGAGGGUGGUCCGCUUCGUGCGGAUCCUGCGAAUCUUCAAGCUGACCCGCCAUUUCGUGGGGCUUCGGGUCCUGGGCCACACACUGCGGGCCAGUACCAAUGAGUUCCUGCUGCUCAUCAUCUUCCUGGCUCUAGGAGUGCUGAUCUUUGCCACCAUGAUCUACUACGCUGAGCGCAUUGGCGCCAAGCCCAACGACCCGAGGGCCAGUGAACAUACACACUUCAAGAACAUUCCAAUUGGGUUUUGGUGGGCCGUGGUGACCAUGACCACCCUGGGGUAUGGUGAUAUGUACCCCCAGACGUGGUCUGGCAUGCUGGUGGGGGCGCUGUGUGCUCUAGCUGGCGUGUUGACCAUCGCCAUGCCUGUUCCCGUCAUCGUCAACAACUUCGGAAUGUACUACUCCUUGGCAAUGGCUAAACAGAAGUUACCAAAGAAAAAGAACAAGCAUAUUCCUAGAGCACCACAGCUUGGCUCGCCUAACUUCUGUAAGUCAGGUGUAAAUUCACCCCAUCACAGCACACAGAGUGACACCUGUCCCCUGGCACAAGAAGAGAUUAUAGAAAGGAACAGAGCAGAUCCAAAAUUGAACGGGGAAGCAGCUAAGGCGGCACUGGCAAAUGAAGACUGCCCUCAUAUAGACCAGGCCAUAUCCCCCGAGGACGGCCAGGUCUUUAGCCCGGGGGAGAGGAAUGAACCACCCUGUUUCUUGGUGUCCACGACCGAACGACCCAGCCACACAGGAGGAAGAGUAAGGAAGGUGCCCAGCCACAGGGUGACCAUUCUGGCCCCGUCACCAGCCGCCCACACUCACACAGUCAGCAAUCUGGUUGGAUGUGCUGUCACAGGGCACCCCAAGCUAGACUGUCUACCCUGCACAGCUCUGCAUUCUGGUUGGAUGUUCAGUCUGCUUUGACCUCCUCCACCGGGACCCCUCUGCAUUGCCCUUCCUACCUCCUCUUCCCUGUCAGCCUCCUACUCAUGCUGUCCCGCUCGACUUUAGGUUGAAAGACAAGCACUCACUGAGUUCUCACAGUCUGCCUCAUGUCUAAUUUACUCAUUUGUUUACGCAUUUAAACAGCCUACAAGGAAAGCAGAUCAUACAGUUACAUUUUUACAAGCAUGAUCAUUUUUCCGUCUCACGUCCUCAGUCUUUUUCUAAUCUUUCCUUCCAUCCUAUGAGAGGCAAUUAUCCAGGUUCCAGUAGAAUCCUUCUGUUUUCCUUCACGACAGAUACUUAUGGAUUCCAGCUCUGGUCUGAUCGUAACCCUCGCUUUUUCUUUGUUGUUCGUUUGUUUUUCUUGUUUUCCCUUUCUGUUUGUUUGUUUCUUUUUCCUACCAUCCCCAUACCCUCACUGUGCUAUGCCUCACAGCCUGUCCCUCCUUGGGGCGGUCCCUGGGAGAGGGACCCCUCGGCCCCCAGGUGUACCCUCUGCUGCAGCCAGGGUGGGUGCAUUGCCAGGAGGACAGCUGUGCCAGGCUUAAACAUUGAAGCCCCUCCCACACCAGAGUAAGACUCCAGCCACCGGCACUGAAGCCCCUCCCACCACACAAUGAAAGUCUAACUACCAGUGCCCACUCUACUAUGAUGCUGUACAGUCAAGAAGCCCCACCUACAAUUCAGUAACACUUUAACUACCAGUGAUGAAGCCCCUCCCAUAGUAUAAUAAGACUUUGUUCACCAGCACUGAAACCCCUCCCACAAUGCAGUAACACUCCGUUCACCAGCACUGAAGCCCCUCCCACAACACAGUAACACUCUGUUCACCACCAUUGAAGUUCCUCCCACAAUAGAGUAACAUUCUGUUCACCACUGCUGAAGCCCCUCCCACACUACAGUAACAUUGUCCACCUGUGCUAAAACCUCUGGCACAUUGUGGUAACACUCUGUCUACCAGCACUGAAGUCCCUCCCACACUACAGUGACACUUUAUCCACCAGUGCUGAAGCCCCCCCCACACUACAGUGACACUCUUCCCACCAGCACUGAAACCCCUCCCACACUACAGUGACACUCUUCCCACCAGCACUGAAACCCCUCCCACACUACAGUGACACUCUUCCCACCAGCACUGAAACCCCUCCCCCACUACAGUGACACUCUUCCCACCAGCGCUGAAGCCCCUCCCACAUUAUAGUCACACUCUUCCCACCAACACUGAAGCCCCUCCCACACUACAAUGACACUCUAUCUACCAGCACUGAAGCCCCCCCACACUACAAUGACACUUUAUCCACCAGCACUGAAACCCCUCCCCCACUACAGUGACACUCUUCCCACAAGCGCUGAAGCCCCCCCCACAAUACAAUGACACUCUUCCCACCGACACUGAAACCCCUCUCCCACUACAGUGACACUCUUCCCACAAGCGCUGAAGCCCCUCCCACACUACAAUGACACUCUUUCCACCAAUGAUGAAGCCUCCCCCACACUACAGUGACACUUUAGCCCCAGCGCUGAAGCCCCUCCCACACUACAGUGACACACUUCUCACCAGCGCUGAAGCCCCCUCCAACACUACAGUGACACUCUUCUCACCAGCGCUGAAGCCCCUCCAACACUACAGUGACACUCAUCCCACCAGCGCUGAAGCCCCUCCCACACUACAGUGACACUCAUCCCACCAGCGCUGAAGCCCCUCCCACACUACAGUGACACUCUUCUCACCAGCGCUGAAGCCCCUCCCACACUGCAGUGACAUUCUUCCCACCAGCGCUGAAGCCCCUCCCACACUACAGUGACAUUCUUCCCACAAGCGCUGAAGCCCCUCCCACACUAGAGUGACACUUUAGCCCCCAGCACUGAAGCCGCUCCCACACUACAGUGACACUCUCUCCACCAGCGCUGCAGCCCCUCCCACACUUCAGUGACACUUUUCUCACCAGCGCUGAAGCCCCCUCCAACACUACAGUGACACUCUUCUCACCAGCGCUGAAGCCCCUCCCACACUACAGUGACACUCUUCCCACCAGCGCUGAAGCCCCUCCCACACUACAGUGACACUCUUCUCACCAGCGCUGAAGCCCCCUCCAACACUACAGUGACACUCUUCCCACCAGCGCUGAAGCCCCUCCCACACUACAGUGACACUCUUCUCACCAGCGCUGAAGCCCCUCCCACACUACAGUGACACUCUUCCCACCAGCGCUGAAGCCCCUCCCACACUACAGUGACACUCUUCCCACCAGCGCUGCAGCCCCUCCCACACUUCAGUGACACUCUUCUCACCAGCGCUGAAGCCCCCUCCCACACUACAGUGACACUCUUCUCACCAGCGCUGAAGCCCCUCCCACACUACAGUGACAUUCUUCCCACAAGCGCUGAAGCCCCUCCCACACUAGAGUGACACUUUAGCCCCCAGCACUGAAGCCGCUCCCACACUACAGUGACACUCUCUCCACCAGCGCUGCAGCCCCUCCCACACUUCAGGGACACUUUUCUCACCAGCGCUGAAGCCCCCUCCAACACUACAGUGACACUCUUCUCACCAGCGCUGAAACCCCUCCCACACUACAGUGACACUCUUCCCACCAGCGCUGAAGCCCCUCCCACACUACAGUGACACUCUUCUCACCAGCUCUGAAGCCCCCUCCAACACUACAGUGACACUCUUCCCACCAGCGCUGAAGCCCCUCCCACACUACAGUGACACUCUUCUCACCAGCGCUGAAGCCCCUCCCACACUACAGUGACACUCUUCCCACCAGCGCUGAAGCCCCUCCCACACUACAGUGACACUCUUCCCACCAGCGCUGCAGCCCCUCCCACACUUCAGUGACACUCUUCUCACCAGCGCUGAAGCCCCCUCCCACACUACAGUGACACUCUUCUCACCAGCGCUGAAGCCCCUCCCACACUACAGUGACACUCUUCCCACCAGCGCUGAAGCCCCCUCCCACACUACGGUGACACUAUUACCACCAGUGCUGAAGCCCCUCCCACACUACAGUGACACUCUUCUCACCAGCGCUGAAGCCCCUACCACACUACAGUGACACUCUUCUCACCAGCGCUGAAGCCCCUCCCACACUACAGUGACACUCUUCUCACCAGAGCUGAAGCCCCUACCACACUACAGUGACACUCUUCUCACCAGAGCUGAAGCCCCUCCCACACUACAGUGACACUCUUCUCACCAGAGCUGAAGCCCCUACCACACUACAGUGACACUCUUCCCACCAGCGCUGAAGCCCCUCCCACACUACAGUGACACUCCUCCCCCCAAUGCUGAAGCCCCUCCCAUCUCAGACUUCAGCACAGUAGGAAGGUAGUAUUAAUGAUUAAGGUUUGCACGCCCAGCUGGAGGGCCUACGCUCUCACAGCACCAUCACUGCCAACAAUUAAUUCUUUUCAUUGGUCAGAUGGACCAGUAUUUAUUUGAGUGUGACCUCCUGCUCACUGUGAAGUUUUCAUGAAUCAGUGAGGCCCUUUCUCCAGCACGGCUCCUCUGGGGCUUUUUUGCAGUUCACUUAGGGGUUCAGUAAGUCCACUAAUUAACAACAAGCAGCCACAUUCACUCACCUAUGCUGUUCUGUCCUUAUUUCAGUGCACAACUUGAUCUGUGAGCAGUGCAUCUCAGAAAGGAUCAUCGUCCUUGUUCUCUAAACAUUGCAUUAUAUGCUACAGGAUUCUAGACCUGUGGAGUAUGUUUUCCUGAGAGAUUCAGCAAAUUCCUUACAGACAUUUGAUUUUUAAGUCGAUCUUUUGUUGCACAUACAUCCCACUUUGGUCUGGCUGCCCAAUUGCACCCUGGGACCUGCACACUUUUUAUUUUUUUGUCACUCAUGAUGCAUUGUCCUGAUCAAACACAUACUCUUGGCUGACUGAACAAUCCAGUUUUUUCAAAACCAAAUGCCUUAGCUAUGUGUCCUGUCCAUGAAUCAUUUAAAGUUCACAAUGACAAUAAAUUAAUUAGACUCAUACCAAACCUUAACUGAAAAAAAACAUUUACUGUCAAGAGGUCAAAGGCCUAUACUUGUAACAACAAAUAUUGCUCAAAUGAAAUGUGACACGCUGUUUUUUUCCCUGUAUACAUAUAUUUAUGUACAUAUUUUAUUGUGUCUAUGGAAAGAUGUAUGUAUUUUUGUGUGACAGUAUUUUUUCUGUUACUGCAUGCUUUUGAAUUGAUUAUGGGCCCAACACUGCAUGACAACUACUGCAGGUAGGGGGCACUGGAAUUGCAGUGGGUGGGCACGCACUGGUUCUGUCCUGUCAGUGCCCCUUUUGCACACUCAGGUGGUCUAUGACAGUUUUCCGUCAUUAUAAAUUUACUAUCAAAAAAUGAGUAGUUGGCAGCUGGAUUUGUGACGGGUGACUUUCGAUACCAGUGCUGCCCCUUCUCCACCACCCCCCUUGCCCCCUGCGCCCCUCCUUUGCAUGCUGAAUGGUUGUCAGACUGACAGCGCAUGAAGGACCAUGGUUUUGAAUUGGCUACAAUGUUUGUCAGUGCGUAAUCUGUUGCGCGAAAGCGAAGCUGUGGUCUAUACAAGACGCCCAUUCUGCUAGCUCAGAGCUCUCCCACCCGCCCCCCCCCCCCCUCCCCCGUACCUCAAGGUUACCCGAAGUCUUAGGGCCGUAAGAGCAUGGCAGGCAUGAAGUGCAAACACACAUUGUUUCCGGUGUGUCCUCAGCCCUGUCCUGCAGCGUGGUCUGUCUACUCAGCCGGUUGUGUUCCCCAUUGUUCUGCCAAAAUGUCGUGGAUCGACAGUGCAGAAAGGCCACUCUGGCCCAGGACCACCUCAUCCGCCUUCCCCGCACGGCGUCCAGUCCAGCUGUCUGUUUUCUUCUCUGUGGAGUCCUUGGUUUCCUCCCUUGCCCCUUAUCUAUGGAUAUAUAUGUUUGUUUAUGGUCAUCCUGAAAUCCCCAUUUAAGAACAACAAACACAGAGCGUCUACAGUAGAAGGAAGAGGGACAGAGUGGAAGAAAUGCUUCCCUAUGCCCUGGAUCAUGGAGGUCUCACACAGUGUCACAGGCUUUACACACUUACCUGUUUUGAGCUAUUAACAUAUUGUGUAUAUCUGUCGGUCUGAACAAACUAGAUAACUCAGACAAAACCAAGACACAAGCUUGACUUUUCAGAUGAAAGAGUGGACUGUCGUCUUGUUUAUAUCUUCAUUUUGGAUGUAAAUUUUUCAGUCUUCCUUUGUGAAAGCUUUCCUUUGGUUUACUGUCUUUAUUAGUUCCUUCUGUUGCUUAUACACCUUAUUCUUAUACACAUCUGUACUUCGGAAUCUUGUGCUUUUCCUUUCCAAUCUGCAAAACCUCAGACAUACACUCAGGCACUCAAACGGACCAUCAGAAGCAGAAACUGGGGGCUCUUAAUGCUAUUAAUUUUUCCUCUGCUUCCUCUAUCUAGUUCUGCUCUUACUGGUUCCCAGUUUUUGACGUUUUACCCCAUAUAUUUCUGGAGCUGAGUCUCUUGCUGUACCUGUCCCUUCUGUACCUUCCCUACCUGUAUGUGGUGUGCCCGUGUGUGUGGCACGGGGCUUGGGCUUGCAGGCUAUCGGAUGAGUGGCUCCCAGAAUGCACUGCAACCUCUCAUUCUUUACACCAGUGCCCCGCCCUCUAUGUCUCUUUCUCUCGGAAUCUCUCUCUUUAUGUCACCUGUCCUCUCUUUCUGCUCUUUUUGGAUUUUUUUAUCGUUCCUUAUUUUUUUAAAAAAGAAGUGUUUGCUACUGUUUUUUAACCCCUUCCACUUGUCUUGCUGUCUUGAACAAAAACGACUCCUUUCUAUGGCUGGCUGAAGCUGAGCAUCGCCCUGUAUUUUUUACCACAGAUCCCUGUAAGGAGGAGACCCUCCUCAUUACAUACAGGCAAGCCGAGGCUCUCACAGUAACCUGACCGGGGCCCCCUGUUGUCUAGAAUCCACUGCGCGGGUCACAUGAUUCCACUAUGACGUGGGGACACUAGCAGACUCUGAGCGGGCAGAGGGACCGAGGAGCAUGGGAGCGAAUCACGUGAUGCGCCACGCACCUCUCACUGAAAGACACGCCAUCGAUACCUUUCUUUUUUUUCCAACGAGGGAAGAUGAAGAACUGAGGAGUUCAGUCGUUUUCAGAUGCGGACUAAUACAGAAAGAGGAUGGUGGCACACUUUUCCUGAAGAGGAUGGCAGAGAAAAAAUGGGCAGAAAAUUCAUACAAGUAAAAUAAGCAAAAAGGUCAAUAGCAACUGCUAACAAAAACAACAAUAAUACCUAUAUUAUAAUAGGAUAAAUAAGACUACAGAACUCUUGAUUGUUUAGCAUGAGCUGCAUGGUAAAUAAUAUAAAAGACAAGAACUGUAAUUGUAAUGUAUAUGUAAGAAAAUAUAUUUUCCUUUCGAAUUCCUUAUCCUUUAAGAUCUUACUUUUACAUACAUUUAAUGUAGCCAGAACACAUGAAGGUACAGUGUAUAGCUUUACUUUGACAGCCAACUUUUCAGGCGAAUCGUCUUUUCAUUAGGCGAAGUUAUUUCGACGAGGCAGCUCUGAUCACGCCGACGCGACCUUUCGCUCCUUCUCCACGGAAUGCGCGGAUGACGAAAAAGGAGGGAAGACCGCUUGUCGCGUGGUGUUCGAAACACAGGUCGACUUACAGUACAAUGCAUGCGUGUUACCCGUCAGGCAGCAUGAGGACACACCAGCUGGGUGACACGGCGAGUCCCGUGUGCGUUCUAUCCUUGUCAGUGUUUGUAAUUAUUUAUGUGUAGAUCCCAGAGGAACUCUUCACUUUAACGAGACCCUGUUCAUAUCACACAUCCAAUAUGUACUUUUAACAGUAUUAUUUUUAGAAGAAGACAGGAAACAAAAAAUAUAUAUAUAUAAAAAAAUGUCAGGGGAGAGAACGAAGGCAUUUUUACCGUUCUUUCUGGCUUCAGACAAGUGAAAAAGAUAUAAAAGCCGAAAAAAAAACGCAAGAGCAUUGUAUGCAAUUUAAUACUAUGAGCAAAGCGAAUGCAUGCACUGUUAUGCAAAAUUAGUAAAUAAAUAACAGACGUUCUAUAAGAAAAAGUUACGCAUGAAAUAAAUUUUGUAUCAAACCUGCAUUGUGUCUUUUUUCAUGGGAUGUGCAAAGACAUUUUUCCCUUUCUUCCCUUUGGUGGAAAUGGCUCCUCUUUGACUGCGUGGCCGUGCGCUAUCUGGGGUCAAAGAGCAGCUAAUUGAAAGGAAUGAAAAAGAGAAAAGGCACUGGAGGCCUAGGGGGCUGUGACUGGCAGAGCAACAGCAUGGUGAUGAUGCGUGCAGCAUGGCGAUGACCUCACCCCAUCUGCCUUUUACAGAGCAUGGUCGCCCAUCAGGCUAACCCGACCACAUGCGUAGGUAGAGAAUGCGGACUUACACAUGCAUGGAAGCAGACGGCGCUAACCAGGCCACAUGUGUACGUAGAGAGUGCGAUCUCACGCAUGCAUGGGAGCGGACGACGCUGACCUGACUACAUGCAUCAGGUAGAGAACGCAACCUCACACAUGGAAGAUUCCCAUCCACAUCGGGUACACGUGCACGGGCAGGGACCUCACACGAGCAUGGGAGAGGGUACCAAAACGUCAGGUGUACGAAUUACAGCCUCACGUACAGACGACUGUCACCUGACACCAUGCGCAGGCAGCGAACGUGAUUCCGCACAUGCAUCGCAGCAGAUGAUGCAAGCCUGACCCCAUGCAUAGGCAGAAAAUGCGAUGUCACACAUGCAUGGGGGCUGAUGAACCUACUAACCUGAGCCCAUGCGUAGGUAGAAAAAUGCAACAUGCAUGGGAGUACAUGGUAAACCACAUUCUUACCAUGGGAGAGCAGAGCACUUUUUUGCACCCUAGAGAUUUGUGUCACUUUGCGUAACCCCUCCCCCCGCCCCCUGCCUUGCAGUUCCGAACGGCAUCCAUCAUUCUCAUCACUCCUCUUCCCUCCCGGUUGGAUUAUAACACUGUUGUUUGUUGUUGUUGUUUUCUUCUUCGUGUUUUUAGAGAGCCAACGACUGGGCCGCCGCAGACCUCCCUCAGAGUCAGUGUGUGUAAUGAACCAUGGUGUCCCAACCACUAUAUGUAUGACCAAUGCCAACCCACCCCCCACCUGAUUACGGUGUAGUGUGUUUGUGUGUAUAGACGAGCGUUGCCAUGACGACGUGGACUAAGGGGACUGGCGAGGAGCGAGCUCGGCGUAGAUGUUCCAUCGAUAGAUCUUUGUUUUUUCCCGCCCCAUUUAGCUUUAUGCUCUGUACUCGUGCCUUGUUAUAGUGAUCGUAAUGUGCCUGUUUGUGCAUAUAUGUGUGUGUCACCGCUAUGCAUAUGCUUCCUUUCUGCCUCCACUGGCUGAAGCCCCGUGAGAGGAGUAGACACGGAUUUUGCGCUGAUGUUGCCGCAUUCCCCGACGAUAACAAUCACUUUCACCAUGAGUAACUGUGGAAACCGAACAUGACAUAGUGUUGUGCGUUCUCUUGUACUGUGAUUGACACAUCAUAGUUGCCUUUUGCUAUGUUUGCACCGGUGAACCCUGAAAUACAGUAAAAUGAAGGAAAUGAGGUUUUUAGGGUGUGAGGCUAUUUUGACGUACCAGGAGCUACCCACGGCAUUUACAAACAAACGUGUCUUAUUUUUAGAGAUUGUAGCGAUAAUCUAAACAAAUAGGGACCAAGAACAUUGCGUGUAGCUAAAUGAAUACAGGUGGAAAAUAUAUUAGGAAGCUGUUACAGAACCCUUAAGGAAGAUAUCCAGACCUAUAUAUAACUGAUAAACCUUUAACUGCAUUGAGAAAUGACCGAAUUAAAAGUAGGGCUAAUUUACUCAUUUUAGCAACAUCGCCUCAUAAUGAUGCUACUGCAGCCUGCGUAACAUGAGUCAAUCUAAGGUUUGCAUUUCCUGAUAUACUGUAGGUAUCUUUUUAAGACACGGGUAAAAUUGAAUAGAAAAUAUAAUUAACUUGUUUACAAUAUUAAUGUGUAACCACAUAUGUUGACACAAAUUCGAGAAGGAUAUAAGCAGUGAAGGACACUCCUUACACUAUUUGCAAAAUGGCUAAUGUAACGUAUAGUUUGUCUUUUAGACCUCAUUAUUUACUCCUUUCAUAUGUAGUUUUAAGAUGUAUUAGAUUUAAAUGCCGUUCUUUAUUUUUGUAGAAAAAUAAUCUCAUAGUGCCACAUCCCACAAUAGUCUCUAAGAGGGUGUAGCCAUCCUCUCUUAAAAGGGAUGGGGUCUCAGUCUUGGGAAGGUACGGCUUUCCUCUUUUAGUGAUUGCAGCCUCCUGCUAUCGGAAGGUGUGGCCUUCCCCUUUAAAUGGGCAUGGCCUAGUUCUCUGCGGAAGCAAGAUCACUGCCUAUCUGUCUUCGUGCUCCUCAACAUCCUCUGUUCAGUUGAUGUUUUUAUCUUGCCUGAAUCUAGCUUGGUUGAAUUAGGUACUAUAUUGAGUAGUGAUGUACUGUUGUUCGGUAAAUUUUGUCUCACAUUGUUUGAGUUCGGCAUUUUAAAUGCCGUGUAACUGUAUUCAGUGAAGUAGAGUAAGACAUGCUUCGAUAAAAGCAUGAGUGAAUAAAACAAGUGGUGCACUAUAUUUAGGUUUAAUAGCAGUGCUAAGUUUUCUUGCCACGCACAUAAAUUUACACUUGACACCAACAGCCUGUCACUGCCAUGAUACAGCAAUGGACAUCUAAGCAAAUGUGUGUGGUUAUUUACUUUGGACUUUAUAUAGGGGUACUUAAUAGAAGUCUGCAGUGUCUGAUGAUUCACUGCAAUAUUCCCAGGGAGCAAUGAGAUCGACAUGAUGCACUGGGGUCUAAUUCAAAGCAUAGCUCCCAUUGGUAGGGGAUUUUAUCACAGGUUACUCUCACUGUUCUUGGAUAGACAGAGAUACUGGGUGAAUGGAGCUCAGGACUGGUACCUAACAGUGAGUUUGGAGAAAAUGCCAAGUUUGUGAAAGGUCAUUUGACAGAACGCUGGAUUGUUCUUGUAAAUGUUCAAAAAGCCAAUUCAGUAACCAAUACUUUCCUCAUUGAUCCUGGACCAUGAUCUAAACAAAGCUACUGUAGAAACACUGCCACUCUGAUGACAGUCAGAUGUCUCCACUUCCCCAGCCAUCCCUGCACACACGUGACCAAAGGCAGGGAACGUGGAUCAGAGCACAGACGCAUCACGGAAUCCACCCGGGUUUUAACUGCCGGUCGAGUAUGGGUGCCAUCCAUGAAGUCAUGGAUCAUCUGCUAGCCGAUACACCUAUGAGCAGUGGAGAAGCAUGAUUAUGUUUGUUCAGUGGAAUGUGCACAAAUCCAGGUGCUUCUAUAUCCGUGGUUUGUAUUGAAUUCCUUUGGUCCACAAUGCAUUUCUCUGUCAUUUCCUCUUUGAUUCCAACAAUGGCUUAAAUAUGAAUAAAUGCAAAAAUGUAUAAAAUCCAAA